UGGGGAAGAAGUGACUUGUGGGAUGCGGCAAGAGAGACAGAGGGGGAGAGUGACUGACACACAGAGUGGAACAACAGCGAGAGGAGCGGGAAAGAAAAGGAGGAGAGCCAUAAAAUAACCUGCGUUACGGCUAACUGAGCGACAGACAGACAGGUUUGCGCAGACAGACAGACAGACAGAGAGAGAGAGACAGAGAGAGAGAGACAGAGACAGACAGACAGACAGACAGACAGACAGAGAGAGAGAGAGAGAGAGAGAGAGAGAGAGAGAGAGAGAGAGAGACAGAGAGAGGAAGGAAAAGUUCAGAUCCCACGAACCAACGCGUGGGAGUGGGAAGCAGGAUCGUGACUGACUGAGGCAAGCUCCACUGUCUGUCUCAUCAUGGCAGGACCUGGAGGUGACAUGCAGUGGUGCUUCUCUCAGGUGAAAGGAGCCAUCGAUGACGACGUAGCUGAAGCGGACAUCAUAUCCACAGUUGAGUUUAAUCACACAGGGGAGCUGCUGGCCACAGGAGACAAGGGUGGGCGCGUAGUCAUUUUCCAGCAGGAAAUAGAGAAUAAAAAUCAGCCUCAGUUCCGGAGCGAAUACAAUGUUUACAGCACUUUCCAGAGCCACGAGCCCGAGUUUGACUACUUGAAGAGUUUGGAAAUAGAAGAGAAGAUCAACAAGAUUCGCUGGCUUCCUCAGAAGAAUGCUGCCCAGUUCCUGUUGUCAACUAACGAUAAGACAAUCAAGUUGUGGAAAAUCAGUGAACGAGACAAGAGACCAGAGGGCUAUAAUCUCAAAGAGGACGAUGGACGCUUCAAAGACCCCAAUAAUAUCACAUCACUGCGGGUACCAGUUUUAAUACCCAUGGACCUCAUGGUGGAAGCCAGUCCACGGAGGGUGUUUGCCAACGCUCACACCUACCAUAUCAACUCUAUCUCAGUCAAUAGUGACAAUGAGACCUACCUGUCUGCAGACGACCUCCGCAUCAACCUCUGGCACCUCGAGAUCACUGAUCGCAGCUUCAAUAUUGUUGACAUUAAACCGGCCAACAUGGAGGAGCUAACGGAGGUGAUCACAGCAGCAGAGUUCCAUCCUCAUCAGUGUAACACCUUCGUCUACAGCAGCAGCAAGGGAACCAUCCGUCUGUGUGACAUGAGGGUUUCAGCGCUGUGUGACAAGCACUCUAAAUUGUUUGAGGAGCCAGAAGAUCCCAGUAAUCGCUCCUUCUUCUCUGAGAUCAUAUCCUCAAUCUCAGAUGUCAAGUUUAGCCACAAUGGACGCUACAUGAUGACCAGAGACUACUUGUCUGUGAAGAUUUGGGAUCUGAACAUGGAGAGCAGGCCAGUGGAGACCUAUCAGGUUCAUGAGUACCUGAGGAGCAAGUUGUGCUCGCUCUACGAAAACGACUGCAUAUUUGACAAGUUUGAGUGCUGCUGGAAUGGCAAUGACAGUGUGGUAAUGACUGGCUCAUACAACAACUUCUUCCGGAUGUUCGACCGCGGCCAAAGGCGGGAUGUAACUUUGGAGGCAUCCCGUGAAAACAGCAAGCCCAUGCAGGUCCUAAAGCCCCGCAAAGUGUGUGCAGGGGGCAAACGCAAGAAGGACGAAAUCAGCGUGGACAGUUUGGACUUCAACAAGAAGAUCCUUCACACUGCAUGGCAUCCCCAGGACAACAUCAUCGCAGUGGCGACGACCAACAACCUCUACAUAUUCCAGGAUAAAGUGAACUAACUACGGGGUGUCAUGAGAUCUGGUGUGGGGGACUUUGUGUCCCACCUCGCAGCCUCGCAGCCUCAUCCAGGGUGAUCUGUGGUUAAUGCCGACAACCAGCAUCCCUGUCCGUCGCUACUGGGUGACCAGUCUUUGCCACUUUGUUCUAGAUGUGGACAGAGGAAGCCUUGCUCUUGCCCAUCAUCAGCCCGUCAGUGGCAGAGUAACACCCGCCUUGCUGUUUAAGUGAUGUGCCAAUUUAUUUCCCCCCCCUUCUUUUUUUUUUUUUUUUGCCAGCUCACCUGCCCUUUUUGUCUGGAUUAACAUGGGUAAACCAGUUUAGUUUCCUUAAAAUUCUGAAUACAGACACACUUAUUUUUAUAACUUUUCCCCAAUGGCUCUGUGGUAGAAAAUGAAAAACACUUAUUUAGUAUUUCCCCUUAUUGUCCUGUGCCAUCCUAGUGUUUAUUUUUCUAAGAAAAAAACUUUUUUUUGUGUGUGUAUACACCUUUUUAUUAAUUCAUCUGUUAUACUGUCAUAGUAUUCUUUAAGUCUCUUCACAUGUCCCCCCCCUCCCCCCAUUUCAUUAAACCAUGCAUACUCAACCGUCACAAAUGUAUGCUCACAGUUUUCUUUACACACUUACUGCUCAUACUGGACAGCAACACCUCCGCGGUUGCCUCCACGAGUUUGAGAAGUGCAGUGUGUUUUCACAGAUUGAAAGCCCGGACCAGCGAGGAGUUUUCCUUGCUCGCUCUCGCUGUGCCUCAGGCUCUGGGUGGCCAAUCGAGUCCAGACUCCAAAAGAGAUUUUUUUUCUUAUUUUUUUUGUUUGUUUUUGGAUUGGCUGUGUCUUGACAUCUUCUUCUUGUGCGUUGGUUCCUCGUCCUCCUUUUGUUUGUGUUCAACAAUAGUCAGGUAUAAGAGAUAGCCUAUUCAAAGAUAAUUAUUAUGAUUGUCAUAUUUAUAUUAAAAAAGUUAAAAUGUCACCAGAUUUGUUCCGUCCUGUUUUGUGAAAUGAAGCUGGACCUUGCGCAUAUCUUUUUGAGUGAUCUUUAAGUAUUGUCUUCCCAUGGUGUACCACAGCCUCUGAAGCCGUACUUCACAACAGGGAAAACCUUUGAUUUGACACUGGACUCUUACUCCACCAACUAAAGUACUUGGAUGUUAUAAGACUGCAGUUUUGAAAGAAAAAACAUUAUUUGAGGCAUUAAGUCACUUGAAGUGUUUGUUCAAACUACUGCAGACAUUAUUACUGCUACUGUAUGUGAUGGUACAAUAAGCUGCAUAAGGAAUUUGCAGCAGUUGAUGUUCCCACACCGUAUUUAAAAUGUGGUCAGUUCAGACUAUAUUGAUGCCUCUAGUAAUGUAUAACUACAAUUUUAAUCUAUGACAGUGAAGAUAAUAAAGGAACUACUUUUUG
Dicentrarchus labrax (European seabass) is the source of this 3120-nucleotide messenger RNA. It is a transcript of the gene ppp2r2ab, whose product is annotated as protein phosphatase 2, regulatory subunit B, alpha b. Gene Ontology annotation, biological process: peptidyl-serine dephosphorylation. Lineage: Eukaryota; Metazoa; Chordata; Actinopteri; Moronidae. Gene Ontology annotation, cellular component: protein phosphatase type 2A complex; cytosol. The transcript has 10 exons. The record is from RefSeq and is a predicted model, not a curated record. Gene Ontology annotation, molecular function: protein binding; protein phosphatase regulator activity. The coding region runs from base 382 to 1719 and encodes 445 amino acids.